AUGGGGAACGACAGUCUAACCCCUAAAAGUGCUGAUUUUCGGCUGGACGAGCUGCAGCAACAGCCGCAGCAACUGCAGCAGCAGCAGAUUCCACAGAGGGAGGAUGAGCCGCACCAGACGGAGCAGCAGCCGCUGAUCACGCCAGCUCAGCAGCAGCAGCGGCAGCAGCAGCAGCAGCUCCAGACAGAUGAAACUGAGGGCGGCAUCAGCUCCCAGCCACUUUCGAAAGGCCUGCGGCUUCAGAAGCAGCAACAGCUAGUUGACUCAGCAGCAGCAGCAGCAGCAGCUGGGGAUACCGUUUUUUGUGGCCUUGGAGCUAACACUGUAUCUCUUUCACGCAGCAGCAGCGCUGAUGAGGCAGCUGCUGCUGCAGUGCGUGCAGCUGCAGUAGCAGCAGCAGCUGCUGCUGCUGCUGAGGCGGCUGCAGCAGCGGCUGCGGAAGCAGCAGCAGCAACCGCUGCAGGCAUCCAGCAGCGGCCUCCCGCAGCUGUACAUGCAGCAAAUAAUCCAAGUGGUAACGGCAAUAGCAGCAGCAGCAGUAGCAGCAGCAGCAGCAACAACAACAGUCAUGGAGCAACGAGAACGAUCUCCCCCUUGAGGUCUCCGGAUGAUUUACAGCGGAGCUCCUCAUCUGCUGCUGCUGUUGCUGCUCUUGGGACUGUUGCUGCUUGGGGGCAAGUUUCGCCUAACAGCAACAGCAACAGCAGCAGCAGCAGCAGCAGCAUGCAGGCCACCGACAGCGGCUGCAGCAGAUCCACGAAUUCAUCUAGGCGCGUGUCGCCAGUGGCUGGCCUCUGCUCGGAGUCUGGUGACACUUUGUUGCCAACAGAAUCAGCAGUUGCCGCACUUCCUGCUGCUGCUGCUGCUGCUGCUGCCGUUGUCCCAGCUGCGCUGCAGCAGCAGCAUCACGACGUUGGCUCCACCUUUCCGGUGGGACAGUUGGUUACUGAGGGCUCGUUACCGGGCGGGGUCUCGUGCCCUGCCCAGCAGCAGACGCAGCUGCAGCAGCAGCAACAGCAAUUGCUGCAGCAGCAAGAGCUUUUGUUUCCGCUGCCAGAAGGAGAAACAGUCAGCAUUGAGUCGUGUGAAGGCAGCGUGCCUCAGCAGAUGCAGCUUUGCCUUGCUGCUGCCGACGUUUGCGCAUUUGUCGAAGGGCCGCCGCAGCAGCAGCAGCCACAGCAGCAGCAACAGCAGCAGCAGCAGCCCGCUUUUGCAAAAGAGGCACAGUUUGGUAGCCUAGAAGUUGAGCAGCAACAGGCUCAGGGCCUGCAGCAACAGGAGCAGCAGCAAGAGCUGCCGCUCCCGCUGCGGCUCAGCGAGCCACGAAGCAACGAGGAAUGCGUGGAUGACGAGAGUAUCGACCCUGAGAGCAGCAGCAGCAGCAGCAACAACCGCAGCAGCAACAACGGCUGCGGAAGCGAUGAGGAUGCAAGUAUGAGCGUCGAUGCAGAGGAAGGAGUAGCGGCUUCAGUGCAGCAGCUGCCUGCCCUAGCAGCAGCAGCAUUCGCGAGUGCUUCAGGGCCGCAGCAACAGCAGCAGCAGCUGCAGCAUUUGGAGCAGGAGCGGCUUCUGCUGCUGCAGGGGAGCCACUACUUGCAACACGAUCAUGCAGAGCCCUACGGCACUGUAGUAUCUCUUCAGGAGAGCAGCAGUGCCGGUAGCACAGCCUUUGAUGAACAGCAGCAGCAGCGGCAGCAGGAGCAGCACCUGCAGCAAGGUCUCGCGCUGCAGCAGCAGCAGGAAGAGUUCUUAAGGGAAGCGGAGGCUGCAGCGAAACAGCCCCUUGCCUUCGAGUGUAUGGACACCGAUUGCGACCCGUCGCAGGUCCCUCCUACUAGCUCGCAGCAGCUGCAGCAAGAGCAGCAGCACGCAGAGCAGCAGCAGCAGCAGCAACUGCCGCACGAGCCACAAGAGAGCAGCAUGGCUGGAGACACCGGCAACAGCUCGGACGCGAGAACACAGGCUGCGGAGGAGGCUGAAGUCGAGGAGCUGCUGCAGUACUACGGGGCCCCCAGGCCCUCGGACGCUCGUUACCAGCACCUGACUGCUUUGAUUUAUCUUCACUUCUUGAACUAUGUGGACCGCGGGUUCUGCGGAGAGGCUUCGUGCAGCGACUUGAGCCCCGACUGCCCCUUCGUAUUUGAUUUGGGGGACGCGAGACGCAGCAGCUACGGCACCGCAUCUCUCUUUGAUUUGUUCACUGCGCUGCUGCAGCGGUACGGAGCUGCUGCAGUUGAGGCUGUCUUUGCCUUGGUGGCGGUGCCGGUGAGGUUUACGCAUUACAUACAGUGCCACGUGCUUGGAGCCAAGCAGCAGCAGCAGCAGCGGCGGCAGCAGCAGCAGAAGGGGCAGUGCGGCUGUAGGUGCUCAGGCGGCUGUUACGGCCGCCGCAGCAGCAGCACCACCAGCAGCACCAGCAGCAGCAAGCAGGGAGCGCAGCAGGCACAGAUAUGCACAGGAGUUGUCCCCUGCUGCUGCAACGUCACAUUUCUUGCCCCACACCCUCCUGCAGCAGCAACUUGUGGCUGCUUGGGGGACCUGCCUCCCGCCUUUCCAGAGUCUUUGCGGCGUUUGCUGCCGCCGCGCCGCGACUCCGCAGGAGCAGCGGAUGACGAGGACAGCCCGACAGCAGCUGCGCAGGGCUGCUGCGGAGAGACAGACGAGCUGCAGCAGCAGCAGCUGCAGCAGCAGGCGCUUCACUCGUCUGCGACGAGCACAUGCGACAGCAGCAGCUGCAGCCGCCGCUGUAGCAACAGCAGCACCGCGUGCUGCUGUGCCAGCAGCGCUGGAAGGUUGCGUCUUCGAGACAAGGGGAGUCCGACCGAAAGCGUGAGCAGCAGCGGCGACUGCUGCUGCAGCAGCACUAGCUGCUGCUGCUGCUGCAACAGCCGCUGCAGCAGCCCCGUGCUGUUCACGGCCCGGGACGUGGCGCGGCGCUCCUACACCGUGUACGACUUCUUGAUCUCUUGCCUCGGAGAUGGUUUUGCUGCUUUCUUUCCUGCGGACUGUCCCCUCGCAUGCAUGCGUUUGUCCACAGCCAGCGACGCCACCUUCCGGUCGCGGGGCCCCGGGGGGGCCCCCACAGACGCCUGUCUCUUUUUUCGGUCUUUUCUGGAUAGGUUUGCUGGAGUUGCUGCUGCAGCGCUGCUGCAGGGGCUUCACCCCGCCACCUGCAGCAGAGGCAGCAACCCCUAUCACAUCACAAAGCUGCUGGAGCUGCUGCUUUUCUGCACCAACGGGUCCAUAGAAACCCUGCCUUCACACGUAGUUGUGGCGCACCCGGGAGACACUGGCGGCGGCGCUGCUAGUACCAGCAGCAGCAGCAGCAACAACAGCAGCAGCGGCAACGGGAGCAGCACAAGCAGCCUAGGACAGCCGCAGCAGCCUGAAGAGGAGAGGGAGACUUUCCUGCCGGCGGUGUCGAAGGACAACGAAACUGCAGCAGCAGGUGCUGCUGCUCUGGCGGGGUCGCCAGUAGCGGCAGAGUCAGCAGCAGCAGAGUCUGGCAGCAGCAACUCGUACGCCUGCAGCGCUAUAUCUCUUUCAGAGGUUCUGCGGCACUUGCUGCUGUCUCUGUCCUUCCCCUCCUCUCAGGAGCUGCUGCUGCGCAUCACCGGCAGCAACAGCGCAUGCGUGGGGCCUAUCGGGGCACCCGUGCUGCAGGCGCUGCUAGAAGGCUGCAGCUGGAGGGCCUUUGUUGCUGCGCUCUUGCGGCAGCGGCACUUCGACAGGCGCGGCAGUUUGCUGCUGCAGCUCGUCAGUGAAGGGGGAGGAGCCAAGUGCGCUUGCAGCAGCAACGCCAACAGCGGCUGCUGCUGCUGCUGCAGCAGCUGCACUGGACAGUCGCAGCAACAAGAUCUGCAGCGGCACCAACGGUGCUCGCAUAUGAACAGAGGCAGCAGUGCUCAGCGACGCUCUUCUGCUGCAGCUCAGUUACAGAAUGCUGUUGCUCGCUCCCGCCGGGCCCGCAGACAGCAGGGGGAGCAGCCGCUUCGCUGCAGCAGCAGCAGCAGCAGCGGGGAGAGCAGCUGUGUGCAGUACGCACCAGCUGCCUUCUCUGACCCUGCCACCAGCAGCAUGAAGCACCUCCGCAGCAGCCUGGUGGCGCCGCUCACGAGCUGCUGUUCUUGUAGAGGGGGCACCCCUGGCUCUCGGCGGCUGAUCCGUGCUGCUGUCAGCAGCAAGGCCGAGCGCCUGCUGCUGCGGCGUGAGCUGCACCAGCAGCAGCGGCAGCAGAAGCGAAAGCAGCAGCACGGCGAAGGCCACCACCAGCAACAGCAAAUGCGGAGCCUGCAUGCGACUUCUGGCGGGAGCCUUUCGGGCUGGAGAACAAAGGCAGCCCGCAGCAGCUGCGGCGGCGGCAGGGGAAGCAGACGCAGGCCAUCAUCUGCUGCUAACAGCAGCUCGGUUUCGCCGUCGUCGCGGCGACGCCUGUUCAGCGGCCAUUCUGCGGAGGCGCCCCACCAGGCGCAGCAGCAGCAGCAAAUGCUGCAGCAGCAGCUGUGCCCAUCUCCUGCCAGUGAGCUGCUGCACAAUACUCUGCAGCUAACUCGUAGAGGAGUCAGCAGCGGCGGCGGCCCCUCCGUUUGUGCUGCUGCUCCUGCAGCGGCUGCAGGCCGUGCUGGCUCAAGUCCCCCGGAAGCGCGCAUCCAGGAGGCUGACCGCAGGCAACAGAACAGCAGCAGCAGCAGACAACACAUGCAGCAGCAACAGCAGCAGCAAGUACAAUCACAGCAGCACCGAAUAGCUCGGGCGCAUGCAGAGGUGCGGCGGCAGCGGCGGCAGCAGCAGCGGCUGGCGGAAUACCGGCACCGGUUUCCCCAUUUAGUUUACUCAGAUACAGAAGCAGCAACAACAGUCCCGCUUCAUUCUUGCCCAGCGACAGCAGCAGCAACUGAGACAAGCGCCGCAGCUAGCAGCGGGUCUGCAUUGGGAGCAAGCGCAGCAGCAGGAGAUGCUGGAUCGUGGGGUUGGGGCGUCGUAGGGCCACCCCCUGGGGGCCCAUUAUACCCGCUGCACUUCCACUUGUGGGCCCUCCACGUGAAGCGGCGUUAUCAGCAGCAGCAGCAGAAAGCUGUUCUUGCCGCAGCUGCCGCUGCUGCAAGGAGACGCAGCUCAGCCUGGGCUUCUCCUCUUAGCUGCGCUGCACCACUGUUCUCCCAGCAGCGUAGCAGAUGGCAGGUGCAGCACGGGACCGUUGCUGCAGCAGCUGCCGCUUCGGAGGCGCGAGAGGAAGUAGAGUGGGGCCCCAGCUCUGCAAAACGGCCCCUCCCGUGCAGUGGUAGUUUGGAAGGGGAGGAGAUUCUCCUUUAUGUGUCCGCUGCUCCUCCUGCAGCGGCAGACAGCGCGGCAGCAGCUGGAGAGAGCGGUGCUGCAGCGCCUCCAGCUGAUAGCAGCAGCAGCCGCCGGCGCAGCAGUAGCAACGGCAAGAUCACCAGCAGAGUGCAGCGCGAGCAGUGGGCUGUCACCGCCUUACAUAGCUCUGAAGGCUCCCAGUCAUCAUUCCUUGAACAGAGUGCAGCUGCAGCAGCCGCAGCAGGCGCGUCGGCUGCUGCUACUGGCGUUAAUGUGCCGCUUCACAACGAGCCAGCAGCAGCUGCUGCAGCUGCUGCUGCAGCAGCUGCUGCAGCAGCUGCUGCAGCAGCUGCUGCCCAUUCUCAGUUGGAGGGCAUGGAAGAAGAGAGGGAGGGAAGCCGUUCUUCUUGCUUGUCGAGUGUCUACACCACUGAGGCCUCCUCAGAUGCCUCUCCUGUCUGCGGAUCUCCCGAUAUAUCUUUGCCUUGUGCUUCUCCGCUGCCUUUUCAAAGUCAGGAAGGCGAUCCUGCUGCUGCUACUGGCGCUUCUGCCAGCUGGAGGCGAGGCACCAACUCGCACACGGCGACCAGCAGCAGCAGCAGCAGCCGCGCGCAGGUUUCGCUGUUUCCCCCUGCAUCAGUGGUGCCGCUCUCUGUGCUGCGGGAGGCAGCACUGCCCUUAGCGGCAGCUCACCCCAGCAACUUCUUGAGCCUAGAUGAACACGUGCCUUUCUUUGUUAGGCUGCUGGAGGGCGCCUACAAACAUCCUGCAUGCAGACCCCCAGGAUGCACAGGCCUAAACGUGCCUCGCCCGGGAGUUAGCGAAGCCGAGUUUCAGCUCUGGAUGCAGCAGAAGCUGCAAGAGGGAACGACAGACAUGGCGGAGGUUUACGGCGACCCCACAAUGGAAAUGUCUGCGCACAAGGUGCUGCUGGAGGAGACUUUCAUCAAGUCUGGAUUCAUUUCAGGAGUCGUGCAGAGCCUCAUAAGAAAGAGAAGCCGCCGAGCCUGUCUGCAGCUGCUGGCGGCCAUUGGCGCCCACGCGCAGCCCUUUCGUUGUCUUGCUGUCUUCCACGCUGAGGUGGAGGCACAGUUGCUGCAGACCCCACUUGCCCUUGUCUCCGCACUGCUAUGUUGUAUUCCCAAGGGGCCAUUAGGCCGCUUGGGUGUGUCCUUCAUUGCAGCCAUCGAUGCGCUGCAGCAGCUAGUGGGUGUGGUGCCUGCGCUGCUUGAGCACUUGACUGUAUCACACUGGCAAGGGCUACUGGAGCUGUUCAUCACGCGGAGAUCGCACCACAUAUUUGCCUCCAAGCUUUUGUGCAUACUCAGGAGGGCUCUGGACUUGGGGUCUGAGGAGAUGCACCGCCGGCUACUUGCAGACUGUCGCUUGCUGGACCGUUUGGACCACGCAGUGUCUCAGUACCGCCAGAGUCACAGCCAGUCGAAGAGGCAGCCAGCUGACGGCCUGGGGCCCAUUGUGGAUCUUUUGAUUCACAUGAGCAUACAUGUGCAGCUUGAUGGUGUUGUGCCGGCUCUUUGCCCCUCUUCUCCUUCCUCUGGUAUGAACACCCCUCGCUUGGGGCCCUGCACCCCGCGUAGCAGUAGCCAGCAGCAGCAGCAGCAGCAUACGCUAGCUUUGAAACUCUUCUCCCCAAGGAGUGGCGGAUUCGAUGCUGCCAACCCAGCAGCAACGGCAGCAACAGCAACUGGUGCUGGUGCGAGUCCUGUAACCGUCACAGCAGCAGUUUCGACGGUGUCCCCAGCGGCGUUGCUGCACUCUUUGCUCCCAGUAAUUCCCAUCCUUCCUCCAGCAGCAUCAUCAGCGCCAGCUGCAACAGCAGCAGCACCCGCUGUUCCGGCUGCUGCUGCUCCAGAGAUGGCACCCGCUGAAGGAGGCGUGCAUGCUGCAGACACAGUUGUGGACUUGCCCAAGGUCUCCUUGCCUCUCACUCCACUUGUGCGCCUUGUUGCGGAGGACGAACAGCAGCCGCAGCUGCAGCAGCAGCAGGAAAGACGCGAAGGCCUUGAUGGGAUGGCACGACAAGCAGCCAGGACCUCCGCCAACCCACAUACAGCAGCAGGUGAGCUGCAGGUGGCAGCAUGCAUGAGGCCAAGUGGGGACAACCCCAGCAACAGCUGCAGCACGGAAACUUCUGCCUCCCAGCAGCAGCAGCAGCUGUCACAGCAGCAACAGCACGAACCUGCAGCGGAGAGCUCCUCUGAUGGGGCCUUGGCUUUGUGGCGCACCGGAGGAGGCGUCUCGCGUGACAAUCGCCACCAGGCACUGAACAGCGCCAGCAGCGGCAGCAGCAGCAGGAGCUCAGCUGUUUCACAACCUCUAACGCCGCGGCCCCAAUCGCCUGCAGCACGAUCGCCAGCGCAAGCAGGAACAACAUCUCCAGCAGCAGCGUAUGAUACCUGUGCAGAGGGUCAUGUGGCAGCUGUCGUCCACUUUAGAGGGUCUGAAGGGGUGCAGCCGAUGGAGAUUGAUUUUGACCACUUCUCCCCUCCUGUGUCACCAACGGCUGCCACCACCACGCAAAACGUGCGGGCGGCUGGAGCGCAAACUACUGAGGCUUUCGUCGCCACCCCGCCGACUCCCCAGCCGCUGAUUACUGAGGAGGGGUCAACGCAGCCCUGCAGCAGCAGCAGCAGUAGCAGUCCACGCCGACUGUCUCCUCCCCAGCCAGUAUCAGCAGCGUCUGCAGCAGAGCAGCCACUUUCCGUAGCAGCAGCGACGGCGGCAGCACCCUCAGCAGCAGCAGCAUCAGCAGAAGCUGAAAGCGUGCAACUGUCUCCCGUCAGCUACACGGACAGCAGCAGCAGCGACGGCAGCAGCAGCGAUGGCAGCAGCAGCGAUACCAUUAGCAGCAGCAGCGAUACCAGCAGCGAAAAAGACAGCGCGAGGCGCUGCCUCGAUGUGCCGGGGAGCCACCAAGGGGCACCGAUGACUUACGUGACUCAGUUUUUGCUGCAAUCUCGCAAAUGGCAAAAGUUGCAGCGUUUUAUAUCGAAGCAGCGGAGGGGCCCCUUCUUGGAUCUGACAGACCCAAACAACUUCAUGCCAGUAGACGAGGCUAGGCGGGUAAAGGAAGAAAGGAAAAGGCAAGAGAAACUGCAACAUCAGAGAGAGGGCAAGCAUCGGAAGAGCAAAUCUGAGAAAAAACGCAAGAAAGAGGGCAGCCACCACUCGUCCCAUGGUCACACACCCCGUGUGGUGUUGCCGCCUGAGCAACUUGGUGAGGCCGACGAGGGUCCUCAGUUUAGGCAGGCAGAAGCAAGCCUUUUUAAUACGCAGCCGCUAGGGGAUGGAAAUCCGGGAGACAUGCAGCCGCUGCGACAGCUGCAGCAGCAGCAGCAGCCAUGGAGGUCGUAG
Eimeria tenella is the source of this 8670-nucleotide messenger RNA. Its product is annotated as RNA-binding protein, putative. Gene Ontology annotation, biological process: regulation of transcription by RNA polymerase II. Gene Ontology annotation, molecular function: transcription coregulator activity. Gene Ontology annotation, cellular component: nucleus; SWI/SNF complex. The transcript is spliced from 13 exons. Bases 1 to 8670 code for a protein of 2889 amino acids. The record is from RefSeq and is a predicted model, not a curated record. Lineage: Eukaryota; Apicomplexa; Conoidasida; Eucoccidiorida; Eimeriidae.